UUCAAAUUGCUUUAAGCUCAUUUACCUACGCAAUUCUCUACACAAAAAUCUCUUUUCAAUAAUAUAGCUGGAUUUAUCCUGGAUAAACUCUUAAAAUAAUAACUAUAAUGAAAAUACUGUCCUGUAUGUUGAUAUUAGCAUCCUGGUCAUCAGUUUGUUGCUAUAAACACAAAAUCACAGGAACAAACAGACAACUAAAUCCUAUCAAACUCGAGAAAGAUCUUGUUGAAUGGCAACGUAAUAGUAUUGCCACUAUUAUUCCAAUUCUGACAGAUAUCGCAUGUGAGGCAUGCAGCAAAAUUUCCAAUAAAAACGACCGUGAAAAGUGCAGUAAGAAAUUUUGCCUAUCAAGCGGAACCCAUGCUAUGCGACAUUCAACUGACGUAUCCAUCAUCAAAAGAAAAAUUCACUUUGACAUUUUCGGUAAUAAAGGACUUCCCGUGAACAAAACCCAGGGCGUUAUUGCUGAAUUAACUAAUAUGUUAUGUUCGUUGUGUAGCAAGAUAAAGGACCCAGUGAAAAAGAAGAAUUGCAUCACGAAAUUUUGUUUAAAGAGAAAACUUUCUCUUGUGCAGGCACCAAGAAUGAUUGAAACAAAACCAAAACUUCAGGUUUUUUCUAGACAUCCUUACAAAAGAUCAAGUGUUAUAUCCAAGAACGCAAAAUUCUAAUUCUGGUUUAAAAACUAUCAAGUAAACGUUUAAAGUAGCGAGAAAUUUUUUAAUUAAUUACUUAUAAAUUGAACCAAAGAAAUAUCAACUUUCACCUACACAAAUACAAGUUUUAAAUUAUAUAUGUUGUAGUGUUUGAAGUGAGAAAUGUAAGACUUACUCUAAUAAUAAAAUCAUAUGGAAAGUACAAACUAGAAAAAAAGAAUGUACUUUUCUGAACAAUGGAGAGUGAGUAAAAGAGAUAAAGAGAGAGUUCAACUAUGUCAAUGUUGCAAUAUGAAAUAAACUCAUCAUAGA
Messenger RNA from Mytilus trossulus (common blue mussel), 968 nucleotides. RefSeq lists its product as uncharacterized. The transcript is spliced from 2 exons. The coding region runs from base 108 to 671 and encodes 187 amino acids. The record is from RefSeq and is a predicted model, not a curated record. Lineage: Eukaryota; Metazoa; Mollusca; Bivalvia; Mytilida; Mytilidae.